Psammomys obesus (fat sand rat) is the source of this 2640-nucleotide messenger RNA. RefSeq names its product ankyrin repeat and zinc finger peptidyl tRNA hydrolase 1 (gene Ankzf1). The transcript is spliced from 12 exons. Lineage: Eukaryota; Metazoa; Chordata; Mammalia; Rodentia; Muridae. The coding region runs from base 169 to 2430 and encodes 753 amino acids. Gene Ontology annotation, molecular function: protein binding. The record is from RefSeq and is a predicted model, not a curated record.
CGUAUUUACCGCAGAACUGAAUUGGUGCCAGUGAGUGAGGGCCGAGGGGUCUUUCUGCGUGCGGUUGGCCAAGCCGGGCCAGCUGGAGACGCAGUAGUAGAGUCUUUGGAGGACUGUUUCUCCCCUUCGUUCCUGCUCCAGGAGCUGCUUCUGAAUAGUUCUUCAGCCAUGGCGCCGGCUCCAGGUGCAGCCUCAGCCCCUGCCUCGGUCUCCCUGUUGGACCUCAGCGUGGACGCUCCACUCCUUCGGGGCCUGAGCCUGGUGAGCCAAGCUCCCGGUGAUGCUCUGACCGGGGCGCCGCGUCCUUCCUGUCCAGGAGAGAGCACAAGCUCAGGAAGAAAAGUAGCUCCGUGUUCUCUGGAUAUCUCAGACAAAUUAUUUUGUUCAGCCUGUGACCAGAUCUUCCAGAACCACCAGGAACAGAGAGAACAUUAUAAGCUUGAUUGGCAUCGCUUUAACCUAAAACAACGUCUCAAGAACAAGCCUCCCCUGUCUGCUGUGGACUUUGAACAGCAAAGCUCUACAGGAGAUCUUUCCAGCAUCUCGGGAUCAGAAGACUCAGAUUCAACUAGUGAAGAGGAUUCGCCGACACUGGAUGAGAGAACUGAAUUUGAGAAACCUAACCGACCCCGAGGAUUCUACCCACAUCGGGUCCUUUUCCAAAACACCCAGGGCCAGUUUCUUUAUGCCUAUCGAUGUGUCCUAGGCCCUCACCAGGUUCCCCCAGAAAAGGCAGAAUUGCUGCUACAGAACCUGCAAAACGGAGGUCCCAGAUACUACGUGGUGCUCAUGGCUGCCGCUGGGCAUUUUGCUGGUGCUGUUUUUCACGGAAGAGAAGUGGUGGCACACAAAACCUUUCACCGUUAUACCGUGCGGGCCAAGCGGGGCACAGCCCAGGGGCUUCAGGAUGCCCAGGGUAGGCCAUCACGCUCUGCUGGAGCCAACCUGAGGCGUUACAACGAAGCCAUGCUAUAUAAGGAUGUUCGUGACCUUCUGGCAGGGCCAACCUGGGCUAAAGCACUAGGGGAGGCUGACACAAUACUGCUACAUGCCCCACGCUCUGGCCGGUCCUUGUUCUUUGGAGGCCAGGGAGCACCCCUACAAAGGGAUGAUUCCCGACUUUGGGAUAUCCCCCUCACCACCCGCAGACCCACUUUUGGAGAGCUUCAACGUGUACUCCAUAAGCUGACUACCUUGCAGGUGUAUGAUGAAGACCCUCGAGAACUAGCCACAUUUCACUCACCUGAGACAUACUGGAAACCAGUGAGAAAGAGCAAAAUGGCUGCUGGGAAAGAAGAAACAAAGGUCCCCAGUGAUACAGAUAAGGAACUUGAGCAGGAUGAAGAAUCACUCAGACAAGGUUCAGAGUCUCAGGAAGAAGAAGGUUCCCAAGUAGAGUUGGAGCUAGUAGAAUUGACACUGGGGACCCUCAAUCUUCGUGAAUUUGAGGUAUUGCCCAAGCGGAGGAGGAGGAAAAAGGAGAGAAAUCAAGACCGGCAGUGUGGGGCACAUGUGACUCCUCUUCAGCAACCUCAAGAAAAUGAGCCAUUCUCACAGCCAGCCCAAGUGGUUACGACCCCAGUGGACGCUUUGGUUGAUGAGGCUAAAGCCACUGGUCAGCCAGAGCUCUGGGAUACGCUUCUAGCUGCUUGCCGAGCUGGGGAAAUUGAGGUGCUAAAGCUGCAACUCGCCACUGGGCCUGUAGACCCUGGAGUUAUGUCCCUACUCAAUGCCCCUUUGGGAUCUGGUGGCUUUACUCUCCUGCAUGCCGCAGCCGCAGCUGGAAGAGGCUUAGUAGUUCGCCUGCUUUUGGAGGCAGGUGCUGACCCCACUGUGCAGGACUCUAGGGCUCGGCCACCUUAUACCGUAGCAGCUGACAAAUCAACGCGUAAUGAAUUCCGAAGGUUCAUGGAGAAGAAUCUUGAUGCCUAUGAUUAUAACAAGGCUCGGGUGAGCUGGAAAAGGAGCUACAGAGUGGGAGGGCAUCAUAGAUUCUCAUUAGGUCCUUUCUACUUCCUUGUAGUUUUACAGUGUCUUUGGGUAAUCCUCCAGGUUCCAGGGCCACUGACUCAAGAGAUGGAGGCCCGGCAGGCUACAAGGAAAAAGGAGCAGAAGGCAGCUCGACGGCGACGGGAGCAACAGCAGCUGAAGCAGAAGGAGCAGGAAGAACAGGAGCUAGAAGAGCGACGGCGAUUUGCUGCCCUCAGUGACCGAGAGAAGAGAGCUCUGGCUGCAGAACGCCGGCUUGCUGCCCAGUUGGGAACCCCUUGCUCUCCAGUUCCUGACCCUGCAGUUGUCAAUGCCGGGCGCUGUUGGAGUUGUGGAGUGUCCCUCCAAGGCCUCGUUCCUUUUCACUACCUCAACUUCUCUUUCUGCUCCACACGUUGCCUCCGAGAUCAUCGCAGUCAGGCAGGGAAGCCUUCUUCCUGAUUUCUUACAGCCAACUGGGGCCAACUGUGGGCCCUGAGAGGACAUAUCCAGACGUAGAGCUCUCUUUCCUUCUUGUGAAGCUCAACAUUAUUUGGAAGAUGGGGGUGAAGGACACUCAGGAACCAGGGCAAAGACAGGGCCACGGAGGUGUGUGGAGCCAGUACUGUCUUUGGAAUUUUAAUCACAGUAAAGUUUGGAAAGGAAACUGUA